UUGGAGGAGAAAGUGAUCGGCGCGCAUGGGGAAGUGAAGGCGGCGUCGGAGGAGGAGCCGGCGUGGAGAAUGAGAGGCACCAGAAUGGACCAGCCUACCAGGCCGUGUUUGAUGCCUAACCCACCGCCAUGAGCCAGAAGUUUUAAUCCGAUCUACGUCCACGGUUAGUUGGCUAGGGUCGAGAUUCCCGGGCCUCAGCUUAGGUCCGCGGUGUGGUUUGGCAACCGACUCGCGCUGUUUUUUGGUCGUGGAGGAGAUGGAGAAGGCAGGUAUUGCCAGUGCUUUCGAUUGAUAUCAGAGGGAGAGGCGAGAGCCAACUCUGCGCCCGCUCUGAUGAUCCCCUCCGGGUUAAAUCCCCAAGCGGAAGAUUCAAAUUCACUUCUUAGAUGAAGUACCUGCUGCUGUUGUAAGAAAGGGCGCAAGGAAAGGAAGUUCGCGCCACAACGGUUCUUCCUUGUUCCAUUUUGAAUAGCAGCAAGAAAGUGAAAUAAUACGCCUUUUCCUUAUUAGCCUUCUUCCUCUUCCUCUUCUGUCGCCGUUUCCUAUUGAUGGAUUUACUUGCUUUUACUUUCUUAUGGUUGCUGUACAGUUCCGUUCAUCCAGUGGAUUCUUGGUACUUUGUGUUUUUGUUAUUUAGCUCUUGCUAAUGUGUGAAAAAGAGAAGAUGCUGCUGCCUGCUACUUUGGCUAUUUAUUUCAUCCAUUAUGAAUUCUUUGAGAAGCAUCUGUCUUUGAUAGUGAUGCCCAUGUGUGAGAUCUUCAGCAAAUGGUAAGACCCAAGUCUGUUUCCUCAUCUGUGUCGUCAUUCAUUCGGUCAUGUUUGAAGCACCACCCCUCUUCUUCCCGUUCUUUCUCGGCUUCAGUGGGAUUAAAAAAUACCUACAGAGACAACAAUAGUGGCAUCCAGAAGAAAUACUUGCCUGCCCAUUCAUUGCUUAUGCGGUCAGAAGCUGGUCAUUCUGUUUGGUUAAGCGAAGACCAUAAACUGGACCGGAGUUUUCUGCAAACCCUGUGCAACAAUUCCAGCGACGAUGAGAUCGAGAAGGCAUUGGUUGCUUUUGAUGAGAUGCAGUUUAGUCGUGUUCAUAAACAGUCAGUGUUCUUAUGCAACCGUUUGUUGGGUGUUCUUGUGAGACGAGGAAGGUGUGAAGAUGGGUUCUUGGUCUAUUUCAAGAUGGUUAGCUCCGGCAUUUCUCCUAGUUUAGUUACUCUCAAUAUCCUACUCAAUUGUUUUUGUAAAGCUCAUCAGAUUGAAUCCGCAUUUGCGGUGCUUGGCGGUAUGCUGAAGACUGGGUUCUCGCCCUCUACUAUCACUUUUAAUUCACUGAUUGACAGUCUGCUUAAGUCAGGUAGGUUGGGUGAAGCUUUAGGGAUGCUGGCUUCAAUGUGCAGUGAGGGUUGUGAUCCUGAUGUGGUUACUUAUACCUGUCUCAUAGAUGGAGCUUGUAAAAUGGGUAGGCUUGGGGAUGCAAGAUCUCUGUUACGAGAGAUGGCUGUCAGAGAUAUUGUUGCCGAUUUAGUUACCUAUACUACAGUUAUAGACGGCCUUUGCAAGGAAGGGCUUGUGGAUGAGGCUUAUGAACUCUAUAAAGAGAUUAGUAUAAAAGGAUUCUGCCCUAAUGUUGUAACUUUCACGAUUUUGAUUCAUAGGCUCUGCAUUGCUGGUCAGUGGCAAGAAGCAAAAGAAUUGUUUCAUAAGAUGUUAGAUUCAGGAAUCAAACCAAAUGUAGUAACAUUCAGUGCUCUGGUUCAUGGUUUUAGUGAACAUGGAAUGAUAGAGGAAGCCAUUCAAUUUGUACGUUUGCUGCUCAAAAUGGGUGAGUCUCCUAACGGAUAUACAUUUGCACCAAUUAUAGGAAAUCUAGCUAAAAAAGGUAGAAUGGAUGAAGCAAUGCAGUUCAUCAGCCAUCUUUUGAAGAGAGGUGUUUCACUAAAUUUUAUAACAUAUGGCAUUCUCAUAUGCGGCUUAUUUGAGACCGGCAGAGUAGAUGAAGCCGUAGCAUUGUACAGUUAUAUGCUAUCCGAAGGUUACCAGCCUGAUGUGUUUAUCUAUAAUUGUCUUAUUGAUGGAUUUUGCAAAGCAGGCCUGCUUGAGCAGGCAAAUGCUUUGUUACAUGAAAUGAAUGUGGAGGGAAUUAAACCCAAUGUAGUAACUUACAGCAUGAUUAUUGAUAGCCUUUGCAAAGAAGGUUUUCUUGAUAGAGCUGUGGAAGUGUACGAGGAGAUGAAUGAAAAAGGUAUUUUUCCAGACACAAUUACCUUCAAUAUCUUGAUCAACAGAUUCUGCAUAGAAGAUAGAUGGGAAGAAGCAAAAGACAUGCUUAAUAACAUGUGGAACCGGGGAAUUAGACCUGAUGUUGUUACAUGUACUAGCAUCAUUGAUGGGUAUUGUAAGAAGGGAAGAGUGAAUGAUGCUGUUGAUUUUCUGAGUUUUAUGUUUGAGGUGGGUGAACUGCCUAAUGUGUAUAUGUGCAACAUUAUAAUGGAUGGUCUUUCCAAAGGAGGGAGAGUGAAUGAAGCAUUUCAGUUGGUCACUUACCUUCUCAAGAGUGGAACCUGCUUGAAUAUUGCGACUUACAGUAUCCUCAUAAGUGGUUUAUGCAAGUCUAAUAGAGUGGAUGAAGCAGAAUCCAUCUAUAACUACAUGCUGUCCAUUGGUCAUGAGCCUGAUGUGGUCAUAUACAAUUCUCUUAUAGAUGGGCUUUGUAAGGUAGGCAAGGUCAAUGAUGCUAAGGUCUUGGUGAAUGAAAUGGUACUAAGAGGAACCAGUAUUGAUAUAGUUACAUGCAAUGUGUUUAUUGAUGCUCUCUGUAAAGAAGGCCUUCUGGAUGAAGCUUGGAUGGUUUAUGAAGAGAUGCUAGGGAAAGGUCUUUGUCCUAAUGUCGUUACUUUUAACAUUUUCAUUCACAGUUUCUGCAGUCAUAGGCGGCAUGAAAAAGCAAAGGCACUAAUCGGUGAGAUGUUGGUCCAAGGAAUAAAACCAAACACAGCUACUUUUAAUGGAUUGGUUGGUGGACUCCAUAAAAGUGUGAGCAUCGAUCAUACGAUUGAUUAUCUACAUGCUGUAGCUGAAAUGGACAAUGUCUGUGUAUCAUAAAAUGAACGUUUACUGCCAAAAGCAGUUGAUAUGCGUCGAUUUGAAUGUUGAAAUAGUGGUCGAUCAGCCUAAUAUUUCCAUCUCCCUAAAAUA
Messenger RNA from Nymphaea colorata (pocket water lily), 3189 nucleotides. Its product is annotated as protein Rf1, mitochondrial-like. The record is from RefSeq and is a predicted model, not a curated record. The coding region runs from base 766 to 3096 and encodes 776 amino acids. The transcript has a single exon. Gene Ontology annotation, molecular function: protein binding. Lineage: Eukaryota; Viridiplantae; Streptophyta; Magnoliopsida; Nymphaeales; Nymphaeaceae.